This is a messenger RNA of Calliphora vicina (urban bluebottle blowfly), 4371 nucleotides long. It is a transcript of the gene scat, whose product is annotated as VPS54 subunit of GARP complex scat. Gene Ontology annotation, cellular component: GARP complex. Gene Ontology annotation, biological process: retrograde transport, endosome to Golgi; Golgi to vacuole transport. The coding region runs from base 265 to 3204 and encodes 979 amino acids. Gene Ontology annotation, molecular function: syntaxin binding. The record is from RefSeq and is a predicted model, not a curated record. NCBI's taxonomy places the organism in Eukaryota, Metazoa, Arthropoda, Insecta, Diptera, Calliphoridae. The transcript is spliced from 2 exons.
AUAAGAUUUUGCUGUAAAAGUUCAUAAAAAACCUAUUAUUACUAUUUAAAUAAAUCAAAUAAAUACGGUUUAAGUAAACUACAGAGAGUGAGAAUGAUCCAGCGUUAAAAACAACAGCAAGAGAGACGUUUAACAAAUAACCUUAAGCAAAUAUUGACAUAAGGUCACUACCAUUAUUACUAUUAAGUAGAUUGUACUCGAAGGAAAAAAACAAUUACUGCAAGAUUUUUGUUUUCUAAAUCUUGGGAAGUUUUAUAAUGUGUUAUGGCUACAGAACACGAUACCAAAAACAUAAUAAAAAGGCAAACAUCGUUUGUUAAUGAGACGAAAACGAAUGCCAAGGAAUGUGGUUUAGGCCAGGAGUCUUUUGCUACCAGAACGGGAUUACAUGUAAAUACAAAAGGUACAAAUACAACACGCAACAGCUGGGAAUCCUGCUACUAUUGUCCGCGAGAAAAUUUCAAAGCUGUUAGUGAGUUUGUUAAACAUUUGCGUGAACGUCACUGUACUAGGGAGGGAGGAUCCUUUGUUUGCCGCUAUGGUUUUAAUGGUGUGUGUCCCUCAUUGCCGCUGGAUGGAGUGUCAGAUCGUGACUACGAUGCUCACGUAGCCAAGUAUCAUGUAAAUCAACAAACACGCGAAAUGCCUCCCGAAUGGUCGGUAUUUUCGGCCGCCCAAAACCUGCCGGCGGUUUUAAACGAUCCCUCGCGUGGCAAACAAAGCAAUUUGUUUACCAAAAAAUGGGGCGUAGAAUUUGUGGAGCGCAACCACAUAGCCGCCUCGCCUCGUUUGCCUGAAAUCACCUGUGACGAUUUUGAAAAGUAUAUUAGCAAAAUUGGUAAACGCUAUAAACGUCAUGAACGUCUAAAUGCCCAGCAAGCGGAAGCUCUAUUGGAAGAGUCUGCAGGUGUGACGGUACCCAAAGGCACUGUUCCUUCGUCGCCCACACAUGAAGCAAAUUUGAGUUCCAUACCCGAAAUAUUUCUCAAAGACACUUUAAAUUUGCAACAUGCUCCCACUUUUGCUCAGGUGUUUCCGCGUUUAAUGCAAAAUCCGGGGGGAGAGGAAAGACGACAAACGGGGCGCCUGCUGCAGGAGCAACUGUCUCAUUAUUUGGAUAUUGUGGAGGUGAAAAUAGCUCAACAGGUCUCACAAAAAUCAAAGGCUUUCUUUCAUGCCAUGACUUCACAAGAUGCCAUCAUGAGUGAAAUGCAAGAGGCCGCCAAAAGGGUACAAGCUUUAAGGUCGGCUUUACGCAUUCUAAAUGAAACUGUUGUAGUGGAUACAUUCCGAGUUUUGCGUUUUGCUCAACGACGUCAAAAUUUCGAAAAAGUUCUCGAUAAACUAUGUCUAAUGGCGACGGUUCACAAAACCCAGCCCAUGCUGCAAUUGUUAUUGGGCACCCAAGACUAUGUGGCGGCUCUAGAUUUAAUAGGUACUACACAGGAGAUUUUGGCCCAGGAACUGAUCGGGGUGCAUUGUUUCAAACACUUGCCCAUGCAACUCAAUGAAAUGGAGAAACUGAUAGACAAAAUGUUGACUACAGAAUUUGAACGUUACACCACCACCGAGUUGAAUAGACCGCUGCAGGAUGUUUUGAAAGAAACGGACAGUGUGUGUGCGGAGGAAGAUAAACUGGUGUGUAUAGUGAUGGGUUUGCUGAGGAAAAAGAAUUUCAGCUUUGUGGAGGCCUACAAAGAUGAGGCCAUAGUUACUAUACGCACCAUAAUUAAGCAAUUGGUCAUAGAGUUUAUAGCCAACAGUGAUGCAGAGAUUUGUUUAACGGGCGCCGGAGAAGAAGCUCAGAAUCUUUCGUUUAGUGAGUGGAUAAGUUUGCUGGCCAAGGCCUCGGUAGCUUUGUUGAUGGUAUUGCAGCGCAUACAAGCGGUAACACAUAUAAUGCGUCAAACAACCGAUGCUGCAGCCGGCCGCCCUUUCAACAAUGGUGUGGAAAAUCAAGAGGCUGCUGUGAAUCUUAUAGAUUCAGAGGCUUUUCUAACUGCCUCCGAUCAGUCUCUGGUUCACGAAAAACUAGAUGAGUUGCUGAUAGCAGUGUGUCAUUACUGUCAUGAACGCUGUGCCAAUAUGGUGUCCCAACAGAGUCUGGAAAAGUUUGUGGCCACAGCCGAAGAAAUUGCCCAGUUGUCGUCUUUGGUGGAUGACUUCACCGAAGGCUGCCAGGCCAUAUGCGGUGUUACAAAUGUGCCUUUAAAAGUUGCCCUCAAAGUCCAAGCUUCACGUUAUGCCAAUCGUUUUCAUAGCGAACGCAAGAAGAAAUUGGCUUUACUGUUGGACACGGAACGUUGGCGUCAGGUGGAUAUACCCAAUGAAUUUCAAAAGAUUAUCGAUCGCAUAGCUGAUAAUAAAGAGUUUUUGGUGGAUGAAUCUAAUCAUAAAGCCACAGGCGUUACUCUAAAUGGCCAUGUUGCAACAAUGCCACUUAAUAACUCAUCAUCACAGGCCAAUCCAGUAUUAUUGGUGGACAAUAAACCUUAUACUUUGGUGGGUUCGGCUCUUUUGCUAGUGCAAAUGUUGUGUGAAUAUUGCCGUUGUGCCCAACGUUUGCCCAUAGUUGCGGGCUAUUUGUCGCGCAAUGUGGUGGACUUGCUGAGGAACUACAACUCGCGCUCUUGUCAGCUGGUCAUAGGGGCCGGGGCUUUGCGUGUAGCUGGUUUAAAAACAAUUACCAGCACUAAUUUGGCUUUGGUAUCACGAGCUCUGCAAUUGAUUUUAUGGCUGUUGCCUAAAAUUAAAAAUCAUUUUCAGCAUUUAGAUGCUGCUAGUGUAACGGGCUACGAUGGCAUAGAGCGAGAGUUGCAAAGUCAUGUGAAAGAAAUUGAAAAUAAAAUCUAUACCAUUGUUAUGGAACGUGUAACAAUGCAAUUGGAAGCAUGGGAUGCCCGACCACCCAUACCUUCGCAAUCAUUUCGCAUUAUUUCCAGACACUUGGUGAAAUUGCAUGAAGCCAUUGCACCCAUACUGCCGGAACAACAGAUACACUCCAUGUACGGCAUAGUGCAUCGUAAUUUCAAAGACAAACUAAGGGAACAAUUGCUGAAAUUGAAUAUCAACAACAAUGGCGGUCCACAGCAUGGUGUGGUGACCUCUGAGUUAACCUUCUAUAUGGAAACAUUGCGUACAUUGAAGGCUUUGCCUUUGGAAGAGCUGGACGAUAGCAUACAAGAAAGUAUUUGGAUUUUCUAAAACAAAGUCUGGUGGCAUCAUAGUGUUUAGUUUUGUUUUUAAUUUUAUUGCUCCUGGUAGUUGUUAAGUAGGUUCCUUUCUAGUUUGUUUCUACGUUUUAAAUUGUUUUUAGUUUUUUUUUUUUGUUGAAAAUUUUAAAACCCCCCAGUUUAACUAUUAUUUUUGGCCUUAACUUAUUUAAGGUCUGGUUAUUUUUUUGUAACAAAUUUAAAGCAUUCUUUCCACUACUGUACAUCACAUUAAUUUUUGGAGAUAUUUUGGUAUUUCCGUUUGAAAAAUUCUUGAUUUUCUUGAAAAAUUUCGAUUUUUGAAAAGUGAAAAUAAUUCGGAAAAUUGUGUAAGUUUAUGUAUUCAUAUCUUGUAAAGCUGUAGUCGGAUUUUCUUGAUAUAGCAAUGAAAUGAAAGGUUAUUUUAACAUCUUUAAAUUUAUCAGCUAAUGCAAAUGCAAUCUUCUGAUGCAUUUUUUUUACAAAUUUCUACUCUUUCAAUUUAUAAUUUAUUAAAAUGUGAAAUGUUAAAUACAAGAAGGACCACUAUGCUUAAACAUUUGUUUGGUUCAAAAAAUAACCAGAUUUUGACAGAAUGGGGUCUUAUGUUAUUUUGUUUUCACUCGAUUUUGAAUGUUUUAGAAAAAAAAUUCUAAAUUUCGUCAACACAUUUUGCAGCUCAUUUGUUGUGUAAAUGAAAUUUGCUUUUAUUACUUGUAAUAGUUGUAAAAUUAAUCUACUAUUAUUGCAUACACUAAUGAUACGAUAAUUUUAAAAUAGUUUAGAUUUAAUAAAACAAAAAAAUGAAACGAUAACAAAACACACACUUAAUUCAAGAUGUAUAUUUUACCAAUUUAUAACACUUUGUAGGUUAACAAUUAAUAUCCGUAAUAAUUCAAUUAAAUUUUAUUGAAAACUCUCUACAACAUUUGUAAAAAAAAAAUAAAAUAAAACUGUAAACCCCGGAACAUUUUAAUGCUUGUAAUUUCAUCUUCUCUCCAAAAACAUUUUAUUCCACAUUAAUGGCUUAAUUGAAAUCUAUUUACAAAACCACAAAACAUUAACAAAUAAAGUCUUACCAAAAUGAUAUGUUGUCGACAAAAAAAAAAGAAAAUAAAACAAAUGAUUAUAACAAUAAAUAAAUAAUAGUUUAAUAAAUAAAUACAAUUAUAAAGAAAAA